UCUUCAGUCGCAACAGCAAAGGAAUUUCAAAAUCUCGCUUUUCACAUAAUUUUGCCAACUUUUAGGGUAUCUACAAUGCCACACUUCAAAAUCAAGUUAGAAGACGCCGUACGGGCUGUCAGUCAAGCCAUCGCGACGGUGCUAAAAUACUCCUCAAAUGCGACUUUCAUCAGCACUUGCCUCAGCCGCCUCCAGGCGAGCAGCCCGGCCGAGGCAGAGCACCGCGUGGCGCUGCACCUCUGGUCGAUCCUGCACAGGCACCAGGGCGCCUCCAUCCCCCUGGAGAUCGCGCACGAGCUCACCAUGGUGCCCUUGUGCCAGGACCAGCUUUCGGUGAGGUUAUUCACGUGCCGAGACGACGACGCCGCCACCGAGGAACGCCAAGGAUCCGGCCAGGGAAACGACUCGCCAGCUGAUCUGUUCAUGGAUGAUGGGAGGGACGAUCUCCUUUUCAAGCUGGCCACGUCUGACCUGCGGAUGCACUCUGCAGGAGGAACGACGGCUGCCCACGUCGCUCCCCAAUCACAGGCCAGCCCGGGCGCGUCUGCUCUGAAUGCACAGGAUGCACACACUCCAGUUUCCCCGCCACUCCUUCAGAGUCACAGACCGAGAGGCAAUGGAGAGCAGAGUCUAUUGUCGGACGACGUGCUUAUCGUUGAGCAAGCAGAUAAGGAAGGAGCAGCUGGGCCGCCAUCGCCCGACGAGGACAAAGAGGAGAUCCUUCGAGGUGGAAUCGCGCAUGACAGCCAGGAUCUUCUGCAGGACGUGUCAGCGCUGGGGAGCAGCUGGGGCAGCCUCUCGGCGCGCGUCCUGUGUGACCCGACGCCCAGCGAGCCUUCUCUGCAAUUUUCUCGUCUGGAUUGUCUUGAAGAAAGUCAGCUGAUGGCCGACUUUUCCCCCGAAGAAGAGGAAGACUUUACUGCAGCCGAUGGAUGUGAUCUGGAACCAUAUUGCCAGAGUGAUUCCAAAGAGCGUAUUGAUCAAGCUCUCUUCUUGCUCUCGCAAACGCCGACGCCCUCAGCGCAGGAGGAGGCCUACGCUAAUACCAAGCGGCUGAUGGAGAGAGCCCUGGCCGACCUCUCGGAAUGCAUGGCCGAGGACGACCCUGCAGCCCGGAAGAAUCCUUGGUGGUGUCCCCUGCCGAGCCAACAAGUGGAACCCCAACCCCCCCUGCCAGACAUGGGGAACUCCAGUAUUUCUUUAAACACCACCAAAGAAAGCGAAUCCGUGUCAAUUUUGAGAGAUCUGGACAAGACAAAACCCUCUGGAUGUUAUAGGCAUUCAUGA
Messenger RNA from Penaeus vannamei (Pacific white shrimp), 1287 nucleotides. RefSeq lists its product as uncharacterized. The record is from RefSeq and is a predicted model, not a curated record. Lineage: Eukaryota; Metazoa; Arthropoda; Malacostraca; Decapoda; Penaeidae.